Molecule: messenger RNA, 1134 nt
Organism: Colias croceus (clouded yellow)
Lineage: Eukaryota; Metazoa; Arthropoda; Insecta; Lepidoptera; Pieridae
Exons: 7
Coding region: 245-1117 (290 amino acids)
Cellular component (GO): membrane
Source: RefSeq, a predicted model, not a curated record
GCAAGAGAGCGGCAAGGCAAGACACAACGAAGUAGGCGAAGAAGUCUCGCGCGCGAACUCGGUACGCUGCAGGCGAUGACCGCAUUCAUAUGAGUUUUUAUUAUACUGUGAGAGUGCUGUCGUGUUCCCUGUUCCGUAAAAGUGUUCACAAAAAUGCUGUAUAGGUGAACAAACCAAAAUUAGUGUUGUGAUUGUGUUUACGUAUUUCUUUUUUAUCUUAUUUUGUCUAUAACAAGGUUUAAAAAUGCCUUGCUCAGCGGUAACUUUGUCUAUAGCGACCAUUACAGCUAUCGUGGCUGCUGCGUUAAUGGCAAUAGCGUUUUCAACAGAUAACUGGCUGUAUAUUGAAGUGAAGCGCAGUAAUAUACAGACAUACGUGACACAGAACACAGAUAUAAACUCUCAAGCGAUCCUCGAGAGCCUCAACAACAAGUACUAUUUCUACACGCGGACGCGAGGCUUGUUCCGAAUCUGCUAUCCCAAGGAGCGACCUCCUUCUGUGGAAAUCUACUUAUCACCAGUAGAGACUCACUGCAGCAAUGUGGACUACUUCAUCCCUGACGAAAACAACGAAACAAGGGGACUCUCUGAAGAUGCCAUGAAUAGGUUACACAUGGCCAGAUCAACAGUGGCGCUAUUCAUGGUCGGGUUCCUCACACUAUUCAUAGCGUUCUGGACCGGGGUCGUGGGCUGCUGGAAGAGGAGUCCCGGGAAUAUCACCGCUACAGCUAUACUUAUGCUCGUUACUUGUCUAUUAGCGGCGGGUGCGAUGGCUCUGUGGCACGGGGUGGAGUUCUACGAGAAGGAGAAAGCCGUCGGAGAGGAGUACUACCAGCAGUGGCCUAACAUAUUACGAGAUAACAGUCGCACCUGGUACGACUGGUCGUAUAUCGUCGCGUGGUGCGGCGUGGGCCUGUCGCUGGUGUCGGCCAUUUUGUUCUCGUCGGCCGCCAUUUGCUUGCGGGGCGAGCGCGAGCGGGAAGAGGCGCUUAACAUGCAGUACCUCAUGCCGGUGUACCCACAAAAGCAGCAGUACGCGUACGCCGGGUACCCGCCACCGCAAGCGUACCCUGGCCCCUACUACCACGGCUCGCAGUACGGGCCCUACAACUACUGAGCAAGCGACCAGAUGAG